Strigops habroptila (Kakapo) is the source of this 2070-nucleotide messenger RNA. It is a transcript of the gene RNPEP, whose product is annotated as arginyl aminopeptidase. Gene Ontology annotation, molecular function: zinc ion binding; metalloaminopeptidase activity. The coding region runs from base 24 to 1985 and encodes 653 amino acids. The record is from RefSeq and is a predicted model, not a curated record. Gene Ontology annotation, biological process: proteolysis. NCBI's taxonomy places the organism in Eukaryota, Metazoa, Chordata, Aves, Psittaciformes, Psittacidae. The transcript is spliced from 11 exons.
CCCCGCCCCCUCCCGCAGCAGCCAUGGCGGCGCUCGGCGGUGACACGGCCUCGGCCAGCAGCGCGGGCGCGUGGUCGCUGCGGCACGUGCACCUGUCCCUGCGCGUGGCCUUCCCGGCGGCGGGCGCGGGCGCGGGGCGGCUGCGCGGGAGCGCGCGGCUCGAGCUGCUGCGCGCGCGCGGCGGCGCGGGGGGGCAGCUGCGGCUCGACACGCACCGCAGCGUCAGCGUGAGGCGCGCGGCGCUGCUCCCCCCGGGCACCCCCCCCGACCGGGACACCCCCCCCACCGGGGACCUCUGUGAUGGGGACCCCCGCGAUGGGGACCCCGCGCCGGACGCGCUGCAGCCGCUGCCGGUGCAGAUCCAGCCCUUUGCCAGCUUUGGCCAAGCGCUGGUCAUCACCCUGCCCAGCCCUGCCCGCGACGGGCAGCGCCUCACGCUGCAGAUCGACUACGAAGCGGGCGACGGGCCCGGGGUGUGCUGGCUGGCGCCCGAGCAGACGGCAGGGAAGCGGAAGCCCUUCAUGUACACCCAAGGCCAGGCUGUCCUCAACAGGUCCUUCUUCCCCUGCUUUGACACCCCGUCCAUCAAAUGCACCUACUCAGCCACGGUGAAGGUCCCUGAGGGUUUCGUGGCUGUGAUGAGUGCCACAAGCUGGGAGAAGAAGGAAGACAACACCUUCGUCUUCAAGAUGUCCCAGCCAAUCCCCUCCUACCUGAUCGCUCUGGCCGUCGGGGACAUUGUGGCUGCUGACGUCGGCCCAAGGAGCCGUGUCUGGGCCGAGCCCUGCCUGAUCGAGGCUGCGAAGGAGGAGUACGAUGGGGUGAUUGAGGAGUUCCUGGCAGUUGGAGAGAAGCUCUUUGGACCUUAUGUUUGGGGCAGGUAUGACAUCCUGUUCAUGCCGCCCUCCUUCCCGUUUGGCGGGAUGGAGAACCCCUGCCUCACCUUCGUGACGCCGUGCCUGCUGGCCGGGGACCGCUCCUUGGCCGAUGUCAUCAUCCACGAGAUCUCCCACAGCUGGUUUGGCAACCUGGUCACCAACGCCUCCUGGGGCGAGUUUUGGCUCAACGAGGGCUUCACCAUGUACGCCCAGAGGCGCAUUUGCACCGAGGUCUAUGGUUUGGCGUACACGUGCCUGGAGGCUGCAACGGGAAGAGCCCUCCUGCGCCAGCACAUGGACACCACCGGCGAGGACCAUCCGCUCAACAAGCUGCGGUUGGUCAUUGAGCCAGGGAUCAAUCCCGAGGACACAUACAACGAAACGCCCUACGAGAAGGGCUUCUGCUUCGUGAGCUACCUGGCACAUCUUGUGGGGGACGAGAGCAAGUUUGAUGCCUUCCUCCAGGCCUACGUGAACCGGUUCAAGUUCCAGAGCAUCACAGCGGACGAUGCCCUCAGUUUCUUCCUUGAGUACUUCCCAGAGCUGAAGGAGAAAGGUGUGGACUCCAUCCCAGGCUUGGAGUUCAGCCGCUGGCUGGACACGCCGGGCUGGCCGCCCUUCCUGCCCGACCUCUCGCCGGGGGACGCGCUGAUGAAGCCGGCAGAGGAGCUGGCAGAGCUCUGGGCAGCCGAUGGCUUGAACAUGGAGGUGAUUGAAGCCGUGGACAUCACGGCUUGGAGGACGUACCAGCUGGUCUACUUCCUGGACCAGGUCCUGCAGAAAUCCCCCCUGCCACAAGGCAACGUGGAAAGGCUGAGCAAGAUGUACCCAAAGGUGUCCAGGUGCCAGAACGCCGAGCUGCGACUCCGCUGGUGCCAAAUAAUCCUCAAGAACAACCUUGAGGCCGAGUACAGCAAGGUCAAGGACUUCCUCCACAGCCAGGGGAAGCAGAAGUACACCCUGCCCCUCUACCGCGCCAUGUGGGCCGGGCCAGAGCCAGCCCGGGCCCUGGCCAUGGAGACCUUCUCUGCGACAGCUCACCAGCUCCAUGUCCACGUCCAGAACUACGUCAAGAAGAUCCUGGGCAUGGAGGUGGCCGAGGCCUAGUGCAGCCGGGGCGCUCCUCGGCAGGACCUCGCUGCUCCCUCCUUCACUGCACCUUUCCUGAUUAAAAGCUGUACUUUUUCCUCUG